GCAAAAUUCUUUCUAUUCCAAGCCAGGUCUGGAAGUUCUCACUUCUGCAGAGGAGCUGGUUUACUACAACUAAACAUGAAUGUUAAAGUUGUAACAACCGUUUUGAUCCUUGCCAUUCUAACAAUUUUAGCCUUGGUGCUGGUCAUUUUGUUUGAUCCAAAACCAAAAUCCUGCAGUUUGGAAAAUGAAAAAGCUUUGCUUUUAAAACACAAUGACAAGAGUUUGGUCUUUGCGGAUCUGACGCCUGAAGAACUUAUAGAAGUCCUAAGCUACUUAAAGAAAACUCUCCAAGAGAAUCUGGUGGACAUCUCCGCAGCCGAACCUGGUUCUAAUUGCAUAUACUCAGUGGAGCUUCUACCACCCAAAAAACAAGAUGCCUUACUUUAUUUGGAUAAAGGAGGACCCAAACCCAGAAGAGAAGCAUUGGCAAUAGUUUAUUUUGGAAGCCAUGCGGAACCUGUAAUUAAAGAGUAUGUAGUGGGACCUCUUCCAAAACCUACCAGCAUUAACGAUAUCACUGCCAAGAAAUACAAGGACAAACUUCCUUAUUACCGUAGACCUGUAAUUGGCAGUGAGUACAUGCAGAUUAGACGUUAUAUGCUGCUCAAGGAGUUUCCUAAGGCAAAAAGUUUCCUCAAGGAAGUGUUUGGCCAUAACGAGUCUGAUCAUGAAUUCUUUUCUGCUUUGACCAGUGCUCCAAGAGGAUUAAAAUCUGGAGACCGGAACACCUGGUUUGGUAUUUUCUAUAACACACAAGGCAGUGGCUAUUUCCUGCACCCAGUUGGAUUAGAGCUACUGGUAAACCACAAACACCUUGAUGUAACAAAGUGGAGAGUCGAUAAAGUAUUUUAUAAUGGUCAGUAUUUUGACACGCUUUCUGAUUUAGAGGAGAAAUAUAAAAGCGGGAAUUUGAAGACAGUUAAGAUGCAAAAGCCACAUCUCAAAGAUGACAUUGGUUCAAUGAAGCCCCAAAAACUUUCAAUAGCUGAUAUACCAAUGCAAUAUGAACCACAAAGUGCCCGCUACAGUGUAAGAAAUAAUCAAGUGCUAUUCCAACAUUGGAGUUUCGCAUUUGGGGUUAAUGUAAAUACAGGACUCAGAUUAUAUGAUAUUAAAUUCAGGGGUGAAAGAAUAGUCUAUGAGCUUGGUGCCCAAGAAGCAAUCAGUAUUUAUGGUUCCAAUGCACCAACUGGGAUGUCAACAAGGUACAUGGAUGGACACUUUGGCAUUGGACGUUCUACCUACCAACUUGUUCGUGGUAUUGACUGUCCUUACUUUGCUACUUAUGUAGACACCCAUUACUUGCUUGAUUCAGACACAGCGGUACUGAACAAAGGGUCCAUCUGCAUCUUUGAACUAAAUUCUGGCAUUCCACUGAGACGUCACUUCUCAAGUCUUGGCUCUUCCUAUUAUGGUGGUUUGGUUAACACUGUUCUUGUCAUAAGAACUAUUGCCACACUGGGCAACUAUGACUAUGUGUUUGAUUAUGUAUUCUAUCAAAAUGGAGCUAUAGAGUCAAAAGUCCAUGCAACAGGAUACAUAAGUACAUCAUUCUUUAUGGAAAAUGGAGUGGAACACGGUCACAGAGUGGGGCCCCAUACACUGGGAACCAUUCACACGCAUUUCAUCAAUUACAAGGUUGACUUGGAUGUUGGAGGAUUAAAUAAUUCUGUGGUGGCCCUUGACAUGGAGUUUCAGGAUAUGAAUAUCCCUUGGAAUCCUGAAUUGAAGUUGCAGCAAACAAGGCUUACCAGGAAAGUUCUUGAAACUGAAGAUCAGUCAGCAUUUCAAUUGCAUGGACCAAUGCCGCGAUAUAUCCAGUUUGCCAGCAAGCAGAAAAAUAAGUGGGACCAUCAGCGUGGCUAUAGGAUCCAGAUGAUCAGUUUUGCUGGGGACUAUCUACCAGAGAGGAGCAAACUCCACAAUUCAAUGAGCUGGGCUAAAUACAAGCUGGCUGUUACCAAGUACAAAGACAAUGAGCAGCACAGCAGCAGCAUCUACAACCAAAAUGAUCCAUGGUCACCAUCGGUUAAAUUCUCUAGCUUCAUUGAUAACGAAAACAUUCAAGAACAGGAUUUGGUGGCUUGGAUUACAACUGGGUUCCUACACAUCCCUCAUUCAGAGGACAUUCCAAAUACAGUGACAGCUGGAAAUGGAGUAGGAUUCUUCCUCCGACCGUAUAACUACUUUGAUGAGGACCCAUCAGUUCACUCUGAGGAUGCUGUGUAUUUUAUGCCUCAUGAAGACCUCAGUUCUUGCAGUGUCAAUCCUUUAGCCUGUAUACCUGAAAAAGCAUCUUGUGUUCCCAAACCCCCACCAUUUACCUAUAAUGGGUUUGAUAAUACUUACAUUGUACUAUAACUGAAAUGUUAUAUUUGGUUUUAGAUUUAUCUCUUUUGGAUGAUGAUUUCAGAAAAAAAAGACAUCAAUUUAAGGCCUAGAAUUUGGUAACAUUAAAAACCUCCCUAUUCAUAGGAUAAGUGUACUUUCAUAUAUUGUCUGUGUUGUGGUCAUCACCUCUGGUGCUUACAGGUCUCUUGUGAAAU
Nanorana parkeri is the source of this 2546-nucleotide messenger RNA. Its product is annotated as membrane primary amine oxidase-like. Gene Ontology annotation, cellular component: plasma membrane. Gene Ontology annotation, biological process: amine metabolic process. The record is from RefSeq and is a predicted model, not a curated record. NCBI's taxonomy places the organism in Eukaryota, Metazoa, Chordata, Amphibia, Anura, Dicroglossidae. The coding region runs from base 76 to 2361 and encodes 761 amino acids. Gene Ontology annotation, molecular function: quinone binding; primary methylamine oxidase activity; copper ion binding. The transcript has 4 exons.